Molecule: messenger RNA, 636 nt
Organism: Mycotypha africana
Lineage: Eukaryota; Fungi; Mucoromycota; Mucoromycetes; Mucorales; Mycotyphaceae
Exons: 4
Coding region: 1-636 (211 amino acids)
Biological process (GO): membrane organization; endoplasmic reticulum tubular network organization
Cellular component (GO): membrane; endoplasmic reticulum
Source: RefSeq, a predicted model, not a curated record
AUGGCUUAUGUGGGCACUUUGAUAGCAUAUAGCAUUGUAUUGCUCAACUCUUAUCAGCCUUUCAGCAACAAGCAACCGUAUUUUAAACAGAUGCUUCUCGAUGAAAACUUCCAGUAUUAUAUUAUUGCACUCUAUUUUACAUUCGCGAAACGACGAAUUGCAGUAAGCUUACUGCCUUUCUUCAUCUAUGCAUUAUUCCACGUUCUGGAAUAUACUCAUUCCAAUAUUAUUCCGCACUUUGCUUCACAUCGUACUACUUUGCAAGUAAAGAUCAAACGUCUUGUGGACAUGCAUUAUGAUACUUCUAUAAAGCUUGUUUCCAAAAUUGAAAUCUAUGGCGUUAUGACAAGAUUAAUAUUUGGAUUUUUUAUGUUCAAAUCGACCUUACUUUCAAUUCUUGUCUAUGGUCAAUUCUUACGUAUGAGAUAUUAUAUGUCUGAAAAUAGUCGAGAAUGUUUUAAUACGAUAGGACGGAAGGUGGAUGAUGUCUUUGCGCCUACAACAGGACAAGCGAAGGUACCUUCUGCUGUAUCUGAGAUGUAUAUUAAAGUGAGAAAUAUUGUGACAAAGCAAGCCACCAAAAAGAAGCAACAGCCUGCACCCAUGGCACCAACAACUAAUAAAAGCUUGAAAUGA